This is a messenger RNA of Drosophila takahashii, 482 nucleotides long. The record is from RefSeq and is a predicted model, not a curated record. NCBI's taxonomy places the organism in Eukaryota, Metazoa, Arthropoda, Insecta, Diptera, Drosophilidae.
CAAAAAGGCGUGCGAUAAAACCUAUAUAUACGAAGUUUCCACCAAUUCACCGGUAAGAAUUAAAAAUGAAAAAACUGGCUGGCUUGGUUCUCCUACUUGCGAUCGGCGCACAAGCAGCUUAUCCUGGAGUACAACAAUCCCUAAAAGUAUGCGGCGAAAGGGAGGGAGUGACCUUAGACGUAGUGACCCACAAUCCCUUCCAGCAAAACGUCAAGUGUUUUUAUCAUUGUCAUUUUGAGAUGGUCAAAAUAAUUGUCAAUGGAAAAAUCGAAAUACCCAAAAUUGAAAAUGCAAAGCCAUGCCUAAACAUUGAGCAUGCCGACAAAUGUGAGCGCGCCUCUAUGCUUCGUACCUGCUUAAAAGCGCACUUGGAUAGUUGGGAAUGGCGUCAAUUUGCCAUGUAAGACCAUCCUAACGUACGAUAAAUUACAAAAUUGUAUGGUAAAUAUUAACUAAAAUAAAUCAUACCAAGAAUAUACAAA